AUGUCCUGGGCUCCACCAUCAGAUCCUGUUAACAACAAGAACAAACCAAUCAAGAUAUCUCAAUUAUGUGAGCUAUGUCAUUGUCGUAAAGCAAUUCUAAAGAGACCUAAAAAUUUACAAAAGGUUUGCAAAGAAUGUUUCUUCUAUGUCUUUGAAACAGAAAUUCAUAAUACUAUAGUAACAAAUAAGUUAUUUUAUCCUGGUGAACGGGUCGCUGUAGGCGCAUCUGGUGGUAAGGAUUCUACAGUACUUGCUCAUAUUAUGAAACUUUUAAAUGAGAGACACAAUUAUGGAAUUGAUAUUACAUUGUUAAGUGUGGAUGAAGGUAUUGUUGGAUACCGUGAUGAUUCAUUGGCUACAGUGAAGAGAAAUCAAAAACAAUAUGGUUUACCAUUAGAGAUUGUAUCAUUCAAAGAACUUUACAACUGGACCAUGGAUGAAAUUGUUGCUACUGCUGGUAUAAGAAACAGUUGUACAUACUGUGGUGUCUUUAGACGACAGUCCUUGGAUAGAGGUGCUCAAAAACUGGAUAUACAUCAUGUGAUCACUGGACAUAAUGCUGAUGAUAUGGCAGAAACAGUCCUUAUGAAUAUUCUUCGUGGUGACGUGGCUAGGUUAGAGAAGUCUACAGCAAUUAUUACUCAAAGUUCUGGUUCUCCAAUCAAGAGGUCAAAACCUUUCAAAUAUUCAUAUCAGAAAGAGAUUGUUUUGUAUGCACAUUAUAAGAAAUUGGAUUAUUUUUCUACAGAAUGUACUUAUGCACCAGAAGCCUUUAGAGGUACUGCAAGAGAAUUGAUGAAAAACCUGGAGGCUGUUAGACCAAGUUGUAUCAUUGAUAUCAUCCACAGUGGUGAAAAUCUUGUUUUAAAGGAGAAAGAACAAAGAUUCAAGAGGUUAGCACCAGGGCAAGACCCACUCACUGUUAACAGUGGAUUUAUAGAUGGCAAUCGGUGUGAGAGAUGUGGUUACUUAUCUAGUAACAAAAUUUGUAAAGCCUGUAUGCUACUCGAAGGUCUAGAAAAGAAUAGAGCCGCCAUCACGUUAGAGAAAGAUAGUUCCGUUGACGGUGCCGCACGUGUUAUGAGAACCUUGGAACACUUAUCCUUUUAA
Maudiozyma saulgeensis is the source of this 1110-nucleotide messenger RNA. Lineage: Eukaryota; Fungi; Ascomycota; Saccharomycetes; Saccharomycetales; Saccharomycetaceae. The record is from the annotation of a GenBank genome assembly.